CGACUUGUUCGAUCUGCUGCCAAUUUCCGCACCACUCUCAGAGUUCACGGGCCGUCUGUCGAUUUGACCAGCGCUGUAGACCGAGCCACAGCACGACUGCUUUGGUGACGUCAAGCAUUCUCGACCGGACGUGCCGACCUUCGACAUCUUCAACCUUGUUCUCCUCUGCUUUGCCGACCCUUCAUCCCACGAGCACACGAGGUAUCCUGCGCUCUGUCCGUGCUCAUCAGUCGAUCAUGGCUCCAGGUCGUGCCGCAACAGCCGACAGCUUCUCGGCGACCCAACUGCGGGAUGGCAAGGCUGUCACCGCGAGGCUGCUCUCGAGAGCAUUGGGUAUUCAUCUCGAUGAAGCACGGAAAGAGCUAGCAAAGUACGCAGAGGCAAAUGCGGAAGCGGUAUGUGCUACAUAUCUCAUAAGUGGCCGGUUGCGGCCGAGUCCGGCACAGAGAUCAACUCAUCAUGUGAAGGAGGUUCAUGAAAGUCGGCUCGAGGCAAGCUCAUCUUCAGGGACUUCCCAGAGCGGCCAGAGGGGGUACGCCGAAGCAGUUUCUCGCACAGCUAUGCUUCUGGUGCCGUCCGAAGAGCUAUCAACGAUCGGCUCGCGCUUCGAUGGCGAGCUGUCGAAGCAGCUCUACUCGCUCUCGCCUGUGAUCAAGAGGCGCGCAUCGGAGCUUGGUGACGGCAAAGUUUCAGCUGCAGGUCUAGAUCCAGCCACUAUCUCCCAGCUGAUAUCACUUGGUGUGCAAGUGCGAGAGAUCGGCCUUGACAAUGUCAAACCGGAUUUCGGAUGCAUUGCCCUAGAUGGGGUUCAGCAGGUAGAAGCCAAGUCUAUGCCAGCAGGUCUCUCUGCGCCCUCCCAUCCCAGCGUACAGAAAGCCACACUUGCUGCCCGCGCACCGAGCGCUACCAUCAAGAAAGAGCAGACAGAGACAGGACUAUCCACGAGCGCAGCUGCAAAGAAGGCGCCCGGCGGUCUGAGCUGGAGCAAGGCUAAACCCCAGCAGACCCCUUCAGCUGCAUCAAAGAAACGGAAAGGGCUGUUACCGGACUCCGAAGACGACGAUGAGUACGAGAGUCAAGAUAUGGACCAGUAUGUUGAGGACGCCGAGGCCGCAUCCCGGGAUGCAGAACAAGAGAAGAUCGGGUACUCGAUGACCACAGACGGGGACACAGAAAUGGCUAGCGAUCAGACAAAGGUGUUCAACAUCGCAACGAGCUCCGCAAGCAAGACAGCCGAGCAACGACCAGCCACGCUUAGAAAGAAAAAGGAAGGUGGCAAGCGUGUAAAGAAGCAACGAGUGAUUGUUCGAAAAGUCAAGACGAAGAAUGCAAAGGGCUACACAGAGAUGAGGGAGGAGCAAGGCUACGAGUCGUACAGUACGCAAGAAUCCGAGUCUGACGCGGACGUAGAAGCUUCAGUGAGCAAAAAUGCGCCCGCAGAGGCUGUCGCCAAGACCACCAAAGCGAGGGACGUCGGCUCCGGCUCGAGCGUGAAGCCGCAAGCUCGGAAUGAAGACCGACGGCCAGAGUCCAGUAGUUCGAUUGAAGGAAGCAGCGCUGCUCAAGAAAGGCAGGGUCGUACUUUUGCCCCGCAUGCGUCCGCCGCGACGAACACGACGCAGAACAGCGCUGCUAGCUCUGGCAACGCUAAGAAAAAGCCUGGGCAGCAAAAGCUGAGCGCUUUCUUCAGCAAGCCCAAGUGAAUGCAACGUCUUGCAGUGUGGGGAUGCCAUGGCAAACUUGAUUCGGUUGUCACGCGAUGCGUCUGUUUCACGC
Ceraceosorus guamensis is the source of this 1776-nucleotide messenger RNA. RefSeq lists its product as hypothetical. Gene Ontology annotation, biological process: DNA synthesis involved in UV-damage excision repair; nucleotide-excision repair, DNA gap filling; DNA strand elongation involved in DNA replication. Gene Ontology annotation, molecular function: DNA-directed DNA polymerase activity. NCBI's taxonomy places the organism in Eukaryota, Fungi, Basidiomycota, Exobasidiomycetes, Ceraceosorales, Ceraceosoraceae. Gene Ontology annotation, cellular component: nucleus; delta DNA polymerase complex. The record is from RefSeq and is a predicted model, not a curated record. The transcript is spliced from 7 exons. Bases 237 to 1703 code for a protein of 488 amino acids.